Pseudophryne corroboree (corroboree frog) is the source of this 2264-nucleotide messenger RNA. It is a transcript of the gene CYRIA, whose product is annotated as CYFIP related Rac1 interactor A. The transcript has 13 exons. Gene Ontology annotation, biological process: regulation of actin filament polymerization. Gene Ontology annotation, molecular function: small GTPase binding. The record is from RefSeq and is a predicted model, not a curated record. Bases 413 to 1384 code for a protein of 323 amino acids. Lineage: Eukaryota; Metazoa; Chordata; Amphibia; Anura; Myobatrachidae.
CCGCCCACCAUCCCUCCCUCACUGCGCAGGCGCACAGCACCUAUCGGUCCGGCGUGUGUGUGUGGUGGGGGAAGAGUUGGUGGCCAUCACUGCGCAUGUGCAGCAGCUCUCCGAUCUCACACACACACACAUACAGCAACGGCGGUAGCAGUAUCGGCAACGACAGGAAGGACGGAGCUGUGCCUGAGCAGUUUUCAGAACUCAUGUUAAGAGCGGAUAUCUUUUGAAGCGAUCGCCCGUAGAUUUGGUGGAAAAGGUAUGACUUUUUGGCUGCAGUUAUUCCAUGAUGACCACUUCUGGGCAGAAAUCUCCGAACAGUGGAUGGGGUGUACUUGAGUCCCACUGGUUUCUGACAGUUUUCAGCUGAUGGCACUACUGGACAUCUUUCGAUUUCAAAGGGAAGUUUGCUAGGAUGGGUAAUCUACUUAAGGUGCUAACCAGGGAAAUUGAAAAUUAUCCACAUUUUUUCCUGGAUUUUGAAAAUGCUCAGCCAACGGAUUGUGAAAGGGAAGUAUGGAACCAAGUCAACGCCGUGUUGCAGGAUUCUGAGAGUAUUCUUUCAGACCUGCAAGCUUACAAGGGAGCCGGACAAGAGAUAAGAGAUGCCAUACAAAAUCCAAAUGAUAUCCAUCUUCAGGAAAAAGCAUGGAAUUCUGUCUGCCCUUUGGUUGUCCGGCUGAAACGAUUUUAUGAGUUUUCUCUAAGACUGGAAAAGGCCUUGCAGAGCUUACUGGAGUCUCUCACCUGUCCUCCUUACACCCCUACACAACACCUGGAGCGAGAGCAGGCCCUAGCUAAGGAGUUUGCGGAAAUCCUGCACUUUACGCUUCGCUUUGAUGAACUUAAGAUGAGAAAUCCAGCCAUCCAGAACGAUUUCAGUUACUACAGGCGGACGAUAAGUCGUAAUAGGAUAAACAACAUGCAUCUAGACAUUGAAAAUGAAGUAAACAACGAGAUGGCUAACCGGAUGUCCUUGUUCUAUGCUGAAGCCACACCGAUGCUGAAGACGCUAAGCAACGCCACCACCAGCUUCGUGUCUGAUAACAAAACGUUACCCAUAGAGAACACAACAGAUUGUUUAAGUACGAUGGCAAGCGUCUGUAAAGUAAUGCUUGAAACACCGGAAUACAGGAGCCGCUUCACCAGCGAAGACACCCUCCUCUUCUGUAUGAGAGUUAUGGUCGGCGUUAUAAUUCUUUAUGAUCACGUACACCCAGUAGGAGCAUUCUGCAAGACCUCGAAGAUUGAUAUGAAAGGGUGUAUAAAGGUUUUGAGAGAGCAACCCCCCGACUCUGUGGACGGCCUUUUAAAUGCACUCAGGUUUACUACAAAGCACCUGAAUGAUGAAUCUACUUCGAAACAGAUUCGAGCUAUGCUUCAGUAAAGUCCUGCUCCUGAAGAGGAUUCUUUUACUGACCUCAGAAGAUGUAUAUGUUUACAUAAUUUAAUACAGAUUGAUGUUAAUACUUAUGUGUAUUUACAUAGCCAUUACCUUCUUGUCACUGAAACUUAGACUUGUAUACUUGUCUUUAACCCUUCGGGUACCGGGGUGCUUGACUUUCUUAGGCUACAAGGUCGCUUCAGUCCCCCGAAGGAUAAUUUAAUCUUAGCACAACCUCAGAUUGACACUUAUUCUUUUGACUUGCAAAUUGAACAAAUGUUUUUGGUUUUUUUCUUUUUACCAAAGUGCUUAAACCAGACUUUCAAAUUGUGUGAGUUGAUUGGUUGUGUCUGCUAUCGUGUUUUACUCGUCAGUUUGUCCGAUAUUAGGCACUGUUAUUUUUAUUAUUAUAUUUGUUACAUCUACAAUUUCAGGUCAGAGGCAUUAAGUCUUUUUGUUUGCUGAGGCCAGUUACACUUGGAUCAGCUAUUAGGAACUCUAAUCUACGUGCACUGGAGACAUUCGAUGUCUGUGUUCACCUCCCAUUAUAGAAAUAUUGGCUUUUUUUUAGGUUCUAUUUAUAUGCUAGUUUUUUUUUAUUUUUAGGUAUUCUAAAUUUAGUUAUUCUAAUUUUUUUGUUUUUUUGUUAUUCUUUAAUGGCCAGUUUCAGUGUAAAGGUUGACUGACUUUUGUGGAUCAGUGCUGCUAACAGAUGUCUGCUUGUAUGAGAUAUUAUUGUACUCCGUUCAGAGCAUGAAUUAAUAUAAGUAUAAAGAGAGAAUCACAGAUCUUAUAUAUACUCUAUAUAUAAAGUCCCAUUACAAUUUUACAAUACCUUAUCGCUACUCCGUUGCAGUACCAAAUAAACUGAAUUGUAAUAGUC